AUGGCAAUCGAGCGUACUAAUACGUCGUGGGAUCACGAAUUCAACGUGGUUCGCCGAGAGAACCUCUUCCGCCACCCGCCAAACGACCGAUCGGCAUACCCAGCUUUGCAGGAGGCGGUCAAUCCCCACAUCGAGUCGUUCAACGCUCUCUUCCGAAGCGAUGGGAAGCCGGGUCUCAUCGACCAUGGCAUUGCCGAGAUCGGCACGAAAACUUUCCUGGAUGGCGACGAACGGGCAGCGCCUGAUGGUAAGAACAAGCUGACGGUCCGGUACAAGAGUGUCAUCCUCCAGCGGGCCCAGGUACCGCCCUCCAACAAGUCUGCCAAAAGGCGGGAGAUCUUCCCCGCCGAGUGCAGAGAGCGCCAUGUGUCGUACCGUGGCAAACUCACUGCGGUUCUCGAGUACCGGAUCAACGGGGGUGAGCCUCACGAGAUUGUGCGAGAGAUUGGACAGAUGCCAAUCAUGAUCAAGUCCAACAAAUGCCACCUCGAAAACAAUCCGCCCGCACUUCUCGUUGAGAGGAAAGAAGAGUCGGAUGAGCUAGGGGGGUAUUUUAUUGUCAAUGGUAUCGAAAAGAUCGUUCGGAUGUUGUUGGUUAAUCGCCGGAACUUCCCGUUGGCAAUCAUCCGCCCGAGUUUCACGAAUCGAGGUCCGGCAUACACCCCAUACGGCAUUAUAGUACGAUCGGUACGACCAGAUGAGACGUCACAGACAAAUGUACUCCACUACCUCGACGACGGGAACGUGACAUUCAGGUUCUCGUGGAGGAAGAACGAGUAUCUCGUGCCAGUCAUGAUGAUCCUCAAGGCGCUUGUGGAAACAAACGAUCGCGCUAUCUUUGAAGGCUUGGUGGGAUCCCCCGGGUCCAAGGGGGCCGAAAAUACCUUCCUAACCGACCGGGUAGAGCUCCUCCUUCGCACCUACAAGACUUACCGCCUCUACUCCAAGGUACAAACCCGGGCCUACCUGGGUGAAAAAUUCCGGGUUGUGCUUGGUGUGCCAGACAGCAUGUCCGACUAUGAAGUCGGAACAGAGUUCCUGCGAAAGGUCGUUCUUGUCCACCUCGGCUGUGUCGAUGUCACCGACCAGCAGGAUACCGACAAGUUCAAGAUGCUGCUCUUCAUGUGCCGCAAGCUGUAUGCUCUGGUUGCCGGAGAUUGUACCGUGGACAACCCGGAUGCUGUGCAGAAUCAAGAGAUUCUGCUUGGCGGCUUUCUCUACGGUAUGAUUCUCAAAGAGAGACUAGAAGAGCUCCUAACCGUUUCACUCCGACUCUCCUUGCGCGAUUACCUGAGGAGGAACCCUAUAGUCUCCUUCACAUCAGCUACUUUUACCAAGGACUUCCCUAUUGCAAUCUUCCGCAAAACAAACGAAAAUCUCGGCAACGCCCUUGAAUAUUUCAUGUCAACGGGAAAUCUACAGAGCCCUUCUGGUCUGGAUCUGCAGCAAACGUCGGGCUUCACUGUUGUGGCCGAGAAGUUGAACUUUUUGCGCUUCAUCAGCCAUUUCCGCAUGAUCCACCGAGGAAGUUUCUUUGCCCAGCUAAAGACAACAACAGUUCGGAAGCUUCUGCCCGAAUCAUGGGGUUUUCUUUGCCCCGUGCACACCCCUGAUGGUUCUCCUUGUGGCCUAUUGAGUCAUUUGGCGCACAAAUGCAAGAUUAUGACUGAUGCGGUAGACGUCUCCGCGAUUCCUCGGAUCGCCUUCGAGCUUGGAGCGGUCGACUUUUCGUCGGCGGCGACCAGCGAAAGCGUCGUUGUAAUGCUCGAUGGAAAGAUUGUCGGCUGGUGUAGCCCGCAGAGGUCCCAAAUGAUGGCGGACACCCUUCGGUAUUGGAAGACAGAUGGCCGCCAUGGGAUACCACAGCAGCUGGAGAUUGGGUUUGUGCCCCUUUCCAAGGGCGGAACCUAUCCUGGCAUUUACAUGUCCUCAACACCGGCGAGAAUGGUGCGACCCGUCAAGUAUCUGGCGCUGGGCAAGGAAGACUUCGUGGGUCCACACGAGCAGCCGUAUAUGUCAAUCGCCUGCGUGGAAAACGAGAUCGUCCCUAGCAAGUCCACCCACGUGGAGUUCGAUCCCACCAACAUGCUAUCCAUAUUGGCAAAUAUGACGCCCUUUUCCGACUUCAACCAAUCUCCCCGUAACAUGUAUCAAUGUCAGAUGGGUAAGCAAACCAUGGGAACACCAGCGACAGCGCUCCGGCACCGGACGGACAAUAAGCUGUAUCGUAUCCAGACAGGCCAGACUCCGAUUGUUCGAACACCGCUGCAUAACACAUAUGGCUUCGACAACUUUCCCAACGGCACCAACGCCGUUGUCGCCGUUAUUUCAUAUACGGGCUACGAUAUGGACGACGCCAUGAUUAUCAACAAGUCGGCACAUGAGCGUGGGUUCGGCCAUGGCACCGUCUACAAGACCAAAAAGAUGAGCCUUAAGGAUGAUUCAAGGAUGCGCAGCGCCAAGACGGUCGCCAAAUUAUUUGGAUUUGCUCCUAAUAGUGCGAUUAAGGCGUCUACGCUGGAAAUGCUUGACUCUGAUGGACUGCCACACGUGGGACGCCUGGUGACAGAGGGCGAUGUCCUUUGCGCGUGGCACACAGUAUCGGCCGACUACAAUGGGCAGCUAAUCAACCGGGAUGGCGUAACCCACUACGAGAGAUAUAAGGACGCGGAAGAUGCGUUUGUUGAGGAGGUCCGAGUGAUUGGCAGCGAGACUGGCAAUGAACCCCUCCAGACCGUCUCUAUCAAGCUGCGAAUUCCGCGGGCUCCCGUCAUCGGCGAUAAGUUCUCAUCUCGCCACGGCCAGAAGGGAGUGUGCUCUCAGAAAUGGCCUGCCAUUGAUAUGCCAUUCUCCGAGUCUGGUAUGCAGCCGGAUGUCAUCAUCAAUCCCCACGCUUUCCCAUCUCGAAUGACGAUCGGCAUGUUCGUCGAGUCACUAGCUGGAAAAGCCGGUGCUUUGCACGGCCUCGCUCAGGACUCUACGCCAUUUAAAUUUGACGAGAACCACACAGCUGCCGACUACUUCGGCCAGCAGCUGAAGGAGGCGGGCUACAACUACCACGGCAACGAGCCCAUGUACUCGGGCAUCACGGGCGAGGAGUUCGCCGUAGACAUUUACAUCGGUGUAGUAUACUACCAGAGACUCCGACACAUGGUAAACGAUAAAUACCAGGUUCGAACUACGGGGCCCGUUGUCCCGACAACUGGUCAACCUAUCAAGGGCCGAAAGAAGGGUGGCGGUGUUCGCGUGGGAGAAAUGGAGCGGGAUGCUCUGAUCGCACACGGAACCGCGUUCCUCCUCCAAGAUCGAUUGCUGAACUGCUCCGACUACACCAAGUCCUGGAUCUGCCGGACUUGCGGGUCUUUCCUGUCAGUACAACCGACGGUGUCUCCGUUUAUCGGGAAGAAGAAGGCUGUCAGCACUGUCCGGUGCCGAAAUUGCGCCAAACGUCUUGACGAUAUUGAGGGCUUAGAUCUCAUGAAGACGGAUGGAGAGAUUUGGGAAGAUGGGCAAGGUGUCCAGUGGAUAGGGGGCGAGAACACCACCUUGGUAGUUGUGCCAGGAGCGUUGAAGUUCCUUGACGUAGAGCUUGCGGCGAUGGGUGUGAAAAUGAAGUACAAGGUGGACAAGAAGGACAUCACCCGGAGAGGCCCCCUGAAGCCAACAAUGUUCAAGCCGCUCUAA
Molecule: messenger RNA, 3684 nt
Organism: Lasiosphaeria miniovina
Lineage: Eukaryota; Fungi; Ascomycota; Sordariomycetes; Sordariales; Lasiosphaeriaceae
Product: RNA polymerase-like protein
Exons: 2
Coding region: 1-3684 (1227 amino acids)
Biological process (GO): DNA-templated transcription
Cellular component (GO): nucleus; RNA polymerase I complex
Molecular function (GO): ribonucleoside binding; DNA binding
Source: RefSeq, a predicted model, not a curated record